AGUCUAAAUCUGACAAUAUUACAUACAAAUGAUGUACAUGCUCGUUUCGAACAAACAAAUAAAUAUAGUUCAGCGUGUUCAGAACAAAAUCAGCUAGCAGAAAAAUGUUACGGGGGUUACGCCAGAUUAAUAGGAAAAGUAAAAGAUAUAAAAAUGAAAUAUCCUAAUAGUAUAGUAUUAGAUGGUGGUGACCAGUUCCAAGGUACAACAUGGUUUUAUAAAUAUGGUGGAAAUGUUACAGCUUACUUUAUGAAUCUCUUAGGUUAUGAUGCAAUGGCAAUUGGUAAUCACGAAUUCGAUAACAAAGUAAGUGGAUUGAUACCUUUUCUUGAAAAAACAAACUUCAAUGUUCUCAGCAGCAAUAUUGACGCGUCUAAAGAAUCAAUGAUAGAAGGAAAAUUUAAGAAGAGUACCAUACUAGACGUUGGUGGGGAAAAAGUGGCGGUAAUAGGUUAUACCACUGUUGAUACACCCUCUAUAUCCAGUACAGCCGCCCAGCAGUAUCUUAACAAAAAAAGGUCAUAUAACUUUAACUCGCUCAUCCAACUUCAUGAAACUGUGACCAGCUUUGAUUAUCAUGGUUACAAUAAAGACCACGACGUGAACAUAUUGUCAGAACCUGAAAAUCAUAUUUUUCUUUAUGAGCUACUCCCAUUUGUCGACCUUGGUAGCGAUCGUUUUACAACAUCCAACAGACAAUGUUGUUUACUGGGGCGGUUUGCAAAAAAAGUAAAAGGCAUUAAAGUUGCUAGAGUCGUUGGAAGGUGGUACAAACCAAUUUUAGAUGAUGCCAUGAUUUGGACACAUGCUACAGUUUUAAACGAACUAAAACCCUGGAGAGAGGAGGUUGAUGGUUUUAAGAAAACUGAAAUUGGUGAAACUCGAGUUUUUUUGGAAGGCGAUUCCCUGGUUUGUCGAAGAGCUGAAUGUAAUCUGGGCAAUGCUAUAGUUGAUGGCAUGUUGAGAUAUAAUUUGAAUAAUAAAGUAGCAAACAAAUGGAAUAAUGUAUCUAUAGUAUUAUUGAAUAGUGGUGGAAUAAGAGCACCAAUUGAUCAAGGUAGACUAUGUAUCAUCACAGUUGAAGAUGUUUUAACAACUUUACCAUUUAGAAACACUAUCAGUUUAAUAGAUUUAAAAGGCGACGUUCUUGUGGAAGUAUUAGAACAUUCUGUUGGUUCUCUAAGUCCAGAUAAAAGUGAUGAUUUGAAAGGACGGUUUCUGCAGUUCUCGGGAUUAAGAGUAAAAUAUAACCUAUAUAAAUCUGCUGGUAACAGGGUUGUUGAUGUCAAAGUGUUGUGUACAGAAUGUAGAAUACCGACGUUUGAAGAAUUGGAUUUAAAUAAAUACUACAGAGUGAUACUUGGCGACUACAUAGCUGGUGGGGGAGAUGGUUAUGAAAUGAUCAAAAACAAAGGGAUCAAUUACUUGGAUAAAGGUGACGUUGACAACGCUGUGUUUAAUGACUACCUCAAGAAAUAUUCGCCCAUUAUUCAAGGUUUGGAUGGUAGAAUAGAAUUU
Lottia gigantea (owl limpet) is the source of this 1518-nucleotide messenger RNA. RefSeq lists its product as hypothetical. Gene Ontology annotation, molecular function: nucleotide binding; hydrolase activity, acting on ester bonds; metal ion binding. The annotation marks the transcript as partial. The record is from RefSeq and is a predicted model, not a curated record. The transcript is spliced from 11 exons. NCBI's taxonomy places the organism in Eukaryota, Metazoa, Mollusca, Gastropoda, Lottiidae. Gene Ontology annotation, biological process: nucleotide catabolic process.